Messenger RNA from Exophiala xenobiotica, 1521 nucleotides. RefSeq lists its product as uncharacterized. Gene Ontology annotation, cellular component: membrane. Gene Ontology annotation, biological process: carbohydrate transport; transmembrane transport. NCBI's taxonomy places the organism in Eukaryota, Fungi, Ascomycota, Eurotiomycetes, Chaetothyriales, Herpotrichiellaceae. The record is from RefSeq and is a predicted model, not a curated record. Gene Ontology annotation, molecular function: carbohydrate:proton symporter activity. The coding region runs from base 1 to 1521 and encodes 506 amino acids. The transcript has 8 exons.
AUGUCGGACCAUUCCAAGAGCCUCUACAGUACCUGGGUGGCAUUGUUCCUGUCCAUAGGCUCCAUUGCGUGCGCCUAUUACACAGUCAUCCCAGCCACUACCUCUGCCCAACCCUCCUUUGUUACCUACAUGGGCCUCGACACCGCCUCUAAUGCAACGCAGCUCGUCGGUGCUGUCAGCGGUGUUUACAUCGCCGGCUGUUUGAUAGGGUCCGUUUUGUCCUCCCAGGCGACCGACUCGCUUGGUCGGAGAAAGUCGCUCUCCCUGGCCUCGGCGCUGGCCGUGCUUGGUGGUGCACUGCAAGCUGGUGCUUCCAACAUUGGCAUGUUCAUUGCCGCCCGUCUCAUUGCAGGCUUUGGAAUUGGGGCACUGUUUGCGUUGGUGCCUCUCUUUCAGAGCGAGAUCGCGCCACCCAAAUCCCGGGGCCUGAUCGUCGGUACUCAUGGUAUCAUGAUCUCUCUGGGCACUAUCUUACCCUCCUGGAUCGGCUACGGGUUCUACUUUGUCAAUGCAAAUGGGACCCAAUGGCGUUUACCACUAGCGAUCCAAUGCAUUUUCCCACUGGCCCUAGCUCUGGGCGUCUGGUUCAUGCCCGAGUCUCCUAGGUGGUUGAUUACCAAGGACCGCCAUGACGAUGCCUUGAAGUCUCUGAUAAGGCUGCACCGCAGCAAACACGACUGUGACAAUACGUUUGCUCACAAGGAAUAUCUCCAAAUCAGAGCACAGCAUGACGAGGACGAGAAGGAAAGAGUCAGCUGGAUACAGAUGAUCACUGUCCCUACAUAUCGUCGACGAGUGGGAGUCGCAGUCUUCGUCAUGAUAGGAAGCCAGAUGACGGCCACCUUGCUCGUCUCCGUCUAUAAUCCGGUUCUCUAUGGCAGCUUAGGGUAUGGCGUUCCGAAGCAACUGAUGUUUACGGGAAUUUGGGCCAACUUCACCAUCAUCGGCAACACCAUCUGUGCGUUUACAGUGGAUCGGAUGGGACGAGUUCUGGCCUUGAAGAUCGGUUGGGUAGGUGAUGCUUGCGCCAUGAUUGGGAUGGUGGUGUCUCUCGCCAUGUUUGAAAAGAGCGGAUCCCACUCCGCCGCCAUCGCCGCCAUCUUCUUUUUGUAUCUUCACAUCAUCAUGUACGCCACGUUUGUCGAUGCCACCACCUACAUCUACACCACGGAGAUCUUCCCCAAUAACAUGCGCGGAAAGGGAAUGUCCAUCGCCAUCGGAUCAUACUUUCUGAUCCUGGUGGUCCAGUUGGAUACCGCCCCCACGGCCUUUGCCAACAUCGGCUGGAGAAUCAUCCUUAUCUACCUCUGCUGCCUCCUGGCAUUCAUCCCGUUCAUUUGGCUUGUCUGCCCCGAGACCAAGGGCCAAUCUCUCGAGGAAGUGGGCCUGAUCUUUGGUGACAGACACGUUCGUGUGGCGCUGGAUGGGCCCGAGUUGAGCCCCGAGCAGGCACUUGAGAUCAGCGAAAAGCUGGUGCUUCCCAAUGUUAAUCGAGCCGAGUGUGAACACGUCGAAGGCUGA